AUGUCUUACCAAAGAGCACGGAAUCUAACAAUGGGGGAGUUUACUACUAGACCCACUUUGCACGAAGAAGAAAAUGCCAGUAGUAGCACAUCACAAGAUAUUCCUGUCGAUCCAUUUGAUGUUUCGCCUAUAAGUGAGCUGCCAUUUGAACUUCGCCUGAAUUAUUCCCAAACUCCCCUGCCACAAGAUCAAUAUGGACGUCCUUUUGUUGUUAAUGGAGACUACAGUGAUAAUUCUUUUAACUACGUCAACUCCUCAUCGUCGUCGUCGUCUAUGGCUAAUGUAUUCAAUAACCCACCUAGGCUGGGAUCAGCAAGAGCAGGAUUAAAUGCCAAAUACCUGCAAAACCCUAUAAGGAAUGAAAACUUGUCAAUUAAUCAGCCACCUGCUUAUGAUCGAUACCCAGUUAUCAAGGACUCAGAAAAUAAUUCAAUAACCCUGUCACGAUCACAACUGCAGCUACCGCAGGGAGCACCUUUAGCAGAUCAACUAAAUCACAAGCUACAAUCAUCAUCAUAUUCUUCUGGGGGAUCAAAUGGUGAUACAAAGUAUCCUGUGUCGUACAAAUUCACUGAGUUUAGUCCAUUUGGCGGGUUCCCAGCUUCUUCCUUUCCUUUGAGUAUAGAGGAAAAAGAGCCCGAUGAUGAUUUGCAUAAUCCAAAUCCAGUCAAAGAUGCCGAGUACGAAAAGAACCGGUUCUGGUACGAUUUAAAACAAGGUGACAGGAGAUCAUAUUUUGGAGUUUUUGGGUUUUUAUUUCUUAUUGCUGCUGCGGUUGCUGUUUUCGUCAUUUUACCAGUAUUGACUUAUUCUGGUGUCACUGAUAACAAAGUGGUGCCUGAAACGUACGAAAUCUUGACCCAUUAUUCAUAUCCCAUGUUGAGCGCCAUACGAACAAGCUUGGUUGACCCCGAUACUCCAGAAGACGCAUUAACUCUAGAGUCUAAAAGUGGUGACAAAUGGCAAUUGGUGUUUAGUGAUGAGUUCAAUGCCGAAGGUAGAACAUUCUACGAAGGUGACGACCAAUUCUUUACUGCACCUGAUUUACAUUACGAUGCUACAAAAGACUUGGAGUGGUAUGAUCCCGAUGCAGUGACAACCUCCAAUGGUACAUUGGCCCUCCGUAUGGAUGCUUUUAAAAAUCAUGAUUUGUUUUAUAGAUCCGGAAUGGUGCAAUCAUGGAAUAAAAUGUGCUUUACUCAAGGCAGGAUUGAGAUUUCAGCAAGACUACCUGAUUAUGGAUACGUUUCCGGACUAUGGCCAGGUUUGUGGACAAUGGGUAAUCUAGGUCGUCCAGGUUACUUGGCUACAACAGAUGGUGUUUGGCCAUAUUCUUACGAUUCGUGUGAUGCGGGCAUCACGCCGAAUCAGUCAUCACCAGAUGGCAUUUCAUAUUUACCAGGCCAACGUUUGAAUAAAUGUACAUGUUCGGGAGAGUCACAUCCCAACCCUGGUGUUGGAAGAGGUGCCCCAGAAAUCGAUCUUAUUGAAGCUGAAAUAAUGGUUGACAGCAAAAAUAUCAAACCAAAUAAUGGUGUUGCGUCCCAAUCACUUCAACUUGCGCCAAUGGACAUUUGGUAUAUGCCGGAUUAUGAUUUUAUUGAAAUCUACAACUACUCCGUCACCACCAUGAAUACCUAUACUGGGGGGCCCUUCCAGCAGGCCUUCUCAGCUACAACUACACUAAAUAGAACAUGGUACGAAAAAGGUAAUGCCUAUGAGCAUAACUUUCAGGUUUACGGUUAUGAAUAUCUCAACGAUGACGAUGAUGGUUAUUUACGUUGGUAUGUCGGUCGUGAUCCAACACUUACAGUAUACCCUACAGCUUUACACCCUAGUGGAAACAUUGGAUGGAGAAAGUUGUCAAAAGAGCCAAUGUCGAUUAUUAUGAAUCUCGGUGUUUCUAAUAACUGGGCUUACAUUGAUUGGGGGGAAAUUUCGUUUCCAGCUACUUUUAGAAUUGAUUAUGUUAGGAUAUACCAGCCACUGGAUGCGAUAAACACUGGAUGCGAUCCUGAGGAUUAUCCCACAUAUGAUUAUAUCCAACAACAUUUGAACAUUUAUGAAAACGUGAACUUGACAAGUUUUGAAGAUGGCGGAUACAAGCUUCCAAAGAAUACUCUAACUGGAUGUUGA
This is a messenger RNA of Lodderomyces orthopsilosis Co 90-125, 2136 nucleotides long. RefSeq names its product SKN1/KRE6 family beta-glucan synthesis-associated protein. Gene Ontology annotation, molecular function: glucosidase activity. Gene Ontology annotation, cellular component: endoplasmic reticulum membrane; plasma membrane. The record is from RefSeq and is a predicted model, not a curated record. Gene Ontology annotation, biological process: (1->6)-beta-D-glucan biosynthetic process; fungal-type cell wall organization. The transcript has a single exon. Lineage: Eukaryota; Fungi; Ascomycota; Pichiomycetes; Serinales; Debaryomycetaceae. The coding region runs from base 1 to 2136 and encodes 711 amino acids.